CGCCGUCACACCCACCGCUCCGUGUUGUAGGUUCACCGUGACGAGCAGGAGGGAGGACCCACGGAGCGCAGCGGCGGACUGCUGCAGUGCGAGCGCAGCGGGAGUCGCGGCAGGAAAACACUCGUCCGCACACAAAUACUCUCUCACGCACACGGCCGUCGUCAGCGAAACUUGGUCUAUGGAGAGAUCGGUGGCGGCACCGUGGACACGCAGGCCGACAUGGACGAGUAUCUGCGAACGGUGCAGAGGAGAGUGGGGGCAAAUGAGUUUGAGGAUGGUGUCCAUGCUGUUCUUGGAGGACCAGGAGCAGAUGCUGACACUGUGGCGGCCACUCUGUGCUUAGCGCUGCACCUCAGUCAGGGGGCGCCAGCUGACAGACUGUGCUUGCCAGUGCUGAGCUGUGAACAAGGUGUAUUGGCUGAGGAGACGGUCAGGUUUCUGCGGCGGGUCAACAUCCAUGAGAGCCUGCUGCUGUGGAGAGCAGAUGUAGAUCUGAUAAAGCUCCAUAGCGUUGGAAAGCUUUCACUCACCCUGCUGAGCGAUGGACUGCUAGACAGCUCUGAGUACCACUCUCUGGAGUCCAGCAUCGUUCGAGUGGUCCAUAACAACAGGCAGCUGGACGCAGCUCAUGAUGGGGCACCGUCCGCACUGGCAGUGGUUGCCAAAGAGAUUCUUCAAGAUCCACCAGAGCGCAUCGCGGCAGCGCUGAGGGAGACUCUUGGAGUGGCUCUGCAACUACAAAGUGAAGCUCAAAUGAAGAGACGGGGCCAUCCGUCAGCCGAGUUGGAGAACCUCAUGAGAUCUUUGAAGCGAUGCAGUGAGGUCCCCACAAGGAUGAGUGAGGAGGAUAAUGUCCAAGACCUGGAGCGGUUGUUGUCUUCUGACCUGAAGGAGUUCUCGGAUAGAGGCAUCACCUUGGCCCUGGCUUCAGUGGCUGCUGAUGAAGAGUAUCUCAUCCACUCUGUGGCUCAGAUGAAGCAUUUUAUUGAUCGUCGUGGGUAUGAUGGGCUGUUGGUCCUCUUGACCUCAAGUGGCCCCGCUGAUCCUUCUCACCAGCAGGUGGCUGUCUAUUCUUACAACUCUGACUUCUUAAAUCAGUUAUGCCGUGAGUUGGAAAAAUCCAUGAACUGGUCACUAUCAAGGGGAGUAGGACCAGGGGAGUGCCUGCAGAUGUAUCACCUGGCUGAAGACACUGCACUACUCUGCAGUACUUCUCUGGAAGAGGAGCUUCAGAGCCUUAUAAAGGAGUUCAUCAGUCGCCACAGCUCUGUGCUUCCUUGUCAUCCCAGCAGUCGAACCUCUUCCACGGAAGGAGUGGCCGGCAGUGUUGAGUUUUCCCAGGGAUCAUCUGGAAUAAAUGACAUGGAUGGAUCAGACCUGGAGCGAAUCGAAGAAAACGGCAGACAUGUGGCACCCACAGCUAGGGUGGUGGCAGACGGUGAAGAAGAAAUAAGAGGAGCCGGAACUGGCACGAGUGGAGAGCUUGUAAGCCCCGACAGUGGAAGGACCACAAUCCGCAGCAGCCGUUCCUCCAAAGAGAGUUCAAUAUUCCUAAGUGAUGAGAGCCCAAUUGGAGAAGUAACAGGAGGAGGAUCGAUGGGAGGCGCAGCCGGGCCCUUCCUAAGGAAUCCAUCUCCCUUAGGUUUGUCCUCCCUCUCUCCCCCUGUGCCACCUGAGAGGAGGAGACGUCGUUCAGGAAAAAACAGGAGUGAGAUCAAUGACUUGUUUAGUUUUGACCCUCUGCAUUCGCUCCCAGCCAACAGAGAGUGUGCGAAAGCGGAUGGGACCUUGGAUAAAAGCGAUAGCUUAGCAGGAAGCUCAAGCCUGUCAGAAUAUGAAGAGUUGAGUAUCGUGGAUUUCUCUGGCACUAAUUCACUGAGUGGCAGCGACAUAAGAACUUUUUCCGCUGGCUACCAUGAACAAGGGAAUGAAAUGGAUACUCUUGUUCCUCAAACCCCUGCGAACAGCCUGGUGGGAAGUUGUCCUUCCACUGGUUGUUACGGCAGAGUCUUUGCAGAGGAUGUAGCUGAAAGAAUUAGCAACUUACAGCACAAAGACAGCGUAUCGUCAUCAUUGUCUGAAACAUGGGAGGAACUUGGUUUUGAUAUCCCAGGAGCACUAACCCCUCAUGAUUCUAAUGCACCGGCAAGAGUCAGGGCUGAGAGCCCCCAAAACCUUUUGGAAAAGAUAAGUGACUCUUCAGAGCGAGAAGCUAAGCUAAGAGAAGGCGUAAACCAAAGAGGAACAGGCCUUGUACCCCAGCUUAGUUUAAUCACAGAGCAAAGUGAAUCGAACUGGAACACGGAUUCCAUGCUGAAAGACCACUGGGGCCCUGCGACGUUGUCGGAUUUACAGCUAACUCCACCUGAGGAGGAAGUUGACGAAAAGCUACCUAGGAUCAAAAACAAACCAUUACCUCCAAAAAGGAAAGCAAUGCCAAACUCUCUAACACCAGACACGUCUAAAGAAGAAGAUGACUUGUCACACAGAGACAAGGAAAGUCGGAAGAUGGAACUGUUGGACUUUUGGACCUACUCUGCUCAGAAGGGAUUCAUUAAGUCAGACAGCGGGACGACCACCUCUUAUCCUGAAUCAUUAGACAUGUGGAACAUGACUAUCCGUGAUGACAGUCUGUCUCCACUUACCACACCGGAUAACUUGUCUGAAGCUUCAGGUUCAUUCUGUGCCGGGACGCCGGUGGUUGCUGGUGGUGCAUCUAUUGAGAGUCCAGGAUACUCUUACGGUGUCAUGGAAAUGUGGAACACAACAAUCCAAGAAGACAGCUCUUCAACUCCAAGCCCAGAAGCUGCAGAGAAUGGGAAGAAUGCCCAAACUGAAUUAUCGAGUUCCAGUGGGGUGAAUCAAAUGCAUGCAAAUAAACAGGUUCGAGAAGAAAUGUCAUGCGAUCACAACGUGAAAAUUGUCAUAAAUGCCCCUGAAGGUCGGGAAAGUGAAGACACCUUUAACAGUGGUAGUGUUGCUCAAAACUAUACGGAAUAUGAAAGAGUUUCUGACCUGUCUGGUGACAUGGGGGACUUCCCUGGACCUAGUAUGGUGACGUCGACUUCAGAAUAUGAUAAUGUAGGAAUUGGUUGUUUGAGCAGAGCGUCAUCGCCAAGUCCUGUUGCUGAUAUGAUUCAACUAGAGGACCAGUCUAGUCCUUUCAUAGCAGUAAAUAUACCACUGAAAGUGAGGGAAGAUCAUGAGCAAUACCAGGAAACUGACUGCCCAACACAGGUUGAAUACAAAGAUGAUACCUUAGACAGAGACCAGACAGCCAUCCAGAUGUUUCCUAGACUAGGGGAAUUAAGGGACAUGGACUGGAGGGAAGAGGGUUUAGUACACAGAAGUCAUGAUGGAGGAGAGCAACAUCAAAUGUUAGACCCUCCUCCACUAAUUGAGGUCUACAGUUCUGUCACCAAAACUGCUGGGGGUGAAGACCAAACAAGCCCCCACAGAGGUGCCCAGAUCGAAAUCAAGAUUGAACAUGAGUCAGUCAGUGGUUCCUCCAGAACUACCUGUAGAAGCCAAGAGCAUCUGGACCGUGACAGUGUUGGAAACCUGGAGAUCCGAGUGCCAGGGACAAUGUCACAGAGUUCCAGCUCUGAGGGAGACAAAGAUACACUUAAACAGAGUCUCGAUAGCCUUCACCCAGGCAGCCACGAAGAACUCAGGUCUAAUUCAGACGGAGACUCUUCAUCCACCCUGGAAAUGGAUUACAUCAUAGUGUCAGGAACAGUUACAGAAGCUGACAGAGAGUGGAGCCAUGGACCUAAAGGAAUGGAGAGGCAUUUGAAGGGGACAAGGAAACCAAUGGAAACAUUUAGCAUGCUUUCCUGCGCUGCGACAGUUCUCAAGUCUCAUGCUCAGGCAGCCCAUAGAGAACAAAAUCAAGCAGACCAAAGGUCCACCGUUGGUGAUGAGAGCAGAUCUAUUGGCCGUGAUGAAACGAUGAGCCACUCACAUUCAAAGGAUACUGUUGCAUCUCCAGUCACUAUUGAAGAUGGAAGUUGUGAUGAGAAGUUAAGUGGCGUGACCAGAAGUGCAUCCCCUUCACUGAGAUAUUCAUCAGAUCACUUCUUGAAAACCAGAGAGGAGGUUUAUGUUCACUCACGAAUCUCAAUGGAAGAUUCAGAUGAGGGUGGACAGUCGCCGUCUCUAAGCCCAUCAUGCCCUGCAUCAUUGGAAAACCUUCGAGACUGGGAGAAACAAAUGCCGCAACUCUCAUCAGAACUCCAAUCCCCCGUGCUUUCGAACAGUUCCGCCUCACCCAAUAGUUCUCUCCUCGGGUCUCCAUUAAGUGACACAGGUUUCACUUCAGAAAAAAGCCUUGCAUUACCUUUCUCUGGUGACUUAAUGGAGGAGGAAGAAGAUGGGGAUGAGCAGGAAGAGGAGUCUCACCCCAACAGGUUUGAAGGGGGAAAACAACAAUUCCAGUCUGAUGACCUUCUGAGCUUCACAGAAGAGCUGGUGCAACUUCACCGAGGGCAAUGGCAGGACCAGCAGGCAGAAGCAACUGACAUGAGCUCAAUUGACUGUGAGAAAUGGUCCUUUGAACAUCUCACCAGGCGCUGUGCCCCGGAGAGCACUUUAAGAUACGAAGAGGAGACUGAAGCGCACUCCCUCCAAUCAGCCAAUGACAGCCCAGCAUACCAGUGGGAAGAGUGUCCCAAUGUUCCUCCAGGUCACACACAUCAUGGGUACAAUUAUCACCACAUUGACCAAAGAACUGAAAUGCAGACUGUCUGCAUGGAUGCGAAGUGCGGCGGCCUGCAGGAACCAACAGACGUCUACGCAGAGUUUAACACAGACGCCGCUUCACAGCAAUAUGACAGUGCCGGGGCUGAAGGAUACUAUGACCACAACAAAGCCCAGUCGAGCUUUCAUGAAGGACAACACCCAACAUUUUUACAUGGCGGUGAACCCAACGCUGUGUCGGCUUCAGAACUGCAGAGUUCUCAGUUUUACAGUGGUGACCACAUCCUCGAUGACUCUCUGCACGACCAGUUUAAUGUGGGUCACCUGUUAGAUAUUCCCACGGAGAAUGAAGAUCACGCGCGAUACGUACCUGGUGGGUACGUUCACUUUCUCCACUCAAGAACUGAAGGAGACAGCACAGACGGAGAGAUGAGGAUGGCGUCUUACCAUGAUGUCGAGGAUGUAGAAAACAAAGAAGAACCUGUGUCUUCAGCAGAGCAGUCAGCCGGGUCGAGUCAAAGAAAAAAGUUAGCCGCUCCAAAACUGAAUGUUUCCCUGGACCACAGCGACGGCUCACUCCUGUCAGAGGACGCCUUGGAUACAGAGGACGAGGGCCUGGAUACUGGGGACGACUUGGACGUCAACAUAGAUGAACUUGAUUCAUUCGACGACAACUCACUUGACUUAAACAGAACCGGAUACUCACAGGAAGGCAGCGGUGAUGGCGGGGCGUCCGAGGAAGCCGCGGCGGGACACAGGCCCACUGAGAGCAGCAAGGAUGGUAGAAUGUGGAGGAGCGUGGUGAUCGGCGAGCAGGAACAUCGCAUUGACAUGGCCUGCAUUGAGCCUUAUAAACGUGUCAUCUCCCACGGAGGCUAUUACGCUGAACACAACGCCAUCAUCGUGUUCGCAGCCUGCUUCUUACCCGACAGCGACUGUGACAAUUACAACUAUGUCAUGGAGCAACUUUUCCUGUAUGUUAUAAGCACUUUGGAGUUGAUGGUGGCGGAGGACUACAUGAUAGUUUACCUGAACGGCGCCACGCCGCGCAGAAGAAUGCCUGGAUUCUCCUGGAUGAAGAGAUGCUAUCAAAUGAUUGACAGAAGGCUGAAGAAAAACCUCAAGCUGUUUUUCAUUGUUCAUCCUUCCUGGUUCAUUCGGACCUUACUGGGACUCACCAGACCCUUUAUAAGCUCCAAGUUCAGCAGUAAGAUCAAGUACGUGAACAGCCUGCGGGAGCUGGGAGAAAUCAUUCCAAUGGAGUACAUUCACAUUCCCGCCAGCAUAGUCAGGUAUGACAAGGAGAACGCGUUACACAAAUUUGCGUGCAUGAGGCUGGACACAGAGCUGCAGGACACAGCGGCCAAGUAAACGAGCUGAAAAGAUGGGGACUGAGCUGUUGGACCUGACUCCCGUCUGCACCUUCUAAUGGCAGCCUGCACCCUGACAGACUGCAAAGCAAGUCGGCCUACAGUUGGAUGGCAUGGGACUGGCCCGCCGAUGAGAACCAGUGGGUCAGACACGAUGAUCCUGGUUGCUUACAUUAGACCACGACUCAAGAGAAAUACGGUGCGACUUAUGGAAAACUUUUUCGCCGGCUUGAAAUGUCUUUGUAACAUUCCCGUAUUGAUAAACAAGCAGAUGAUGAACCAAACCUAAGACACGUCGCCGACCGAGACACUGUAGAGUUUCAUCAGAUCAGACCUUUUAUAUCAGAGAUUAUAAAGAAACACGACAGAUUGAACUUGUGAGCAUGAAAAGAGUAAAGCUGCUGUGGAAACGACUGUGAAUGCGACAGUUUACAUGUAAACCAAUCCUAUCUGUGUUAAUGUUCAACACUGUGAAGUAGCUGCAAUACGACCAGGUGAGUUUGCAUUGUUCUCGGUAUCGUGCUGCAUGACUAUCUCUUGAGUUCCAAGUCAGACUAUAAGCAAGACUACAAGACAAAAUUGCCUUUUAAAUCCAAGUAGACGGCUUUUGUGCAGAUUCAUGUCUCUUUGUUCUUUUUUUUUUCCAUGAAUUUGUCUGUGGCUAAAAGCUGUAUUUAGUGCAA
Synchiropus splendidus (mandarinfish) is the source of this 6751-nucleotide messenger RNA. RefSeq lists its product as uncharacterized. Gene Ontology annotation, molecular function: exopolyphosphatase activity. Gene Ontology annotation, biological process: apoptotic process. Gene Ontology annotation, cellular component: cytoplasm. The transcript is spliced from 20 exons. The record is from RefSeq and is a predicted model, not a curated record. Bases 220 to 6069 code for a protein of 1949 amino acids. Lineage: Eukaryota; Metazoa; Chordata; Actinopteri; Syngnathiformes; Callionymidae.